Molecule: messenger RNA, 1108 nt
Organism: Racocetra persica
Lineage: Eukaryota; Fungi; Glomeromycota; Glomeromycetes; Diversisporales; Gigasporaceae
Source: the annotation of a GenBank genome assembly
AACAAAUGUGCCUAAGAAUAUACUUGCUACUUCUUCUUUUGGCGGUAAAUUAGUUAUUAUUUCUGUUGCUAUUAUUACAAUUAUCGUAAUCACAUUAAUUAAUUUUCACAAAUUUCAUCUUGUUCCCAUGUCUGAAAUUUUAAAGAUCUUGGUAGAUCGUGUAUAUAGUAUAAUUAUUAUUAUCAGUGAAGAAGCAGGAUUUCAACUUGCAAUUAAUGAUGUGAUUAAAAAGGUUUUCUGUGAAGAAUCAAUUAUUGGAACAUACACUAAUCUAUUUCAUCCUGCCUUUUACCCAAAAAAUUAUAAGAUAUAUAAACAAACCGCUAUGGAAAUCAAUGCAGAUUUAUUUUUUUGUGAUAUUGGUAUGAACUUUGCAUGUUUUGAUUUUGCAUGGGAAUUAAAAAAGCCUGUUGUUGGGUUCGCUUCUACUUUACUCCUUACAAUCACUCCACCACCAUAUAAGUCGGAUCCUACUUAUGGAUGUCAUGUGAAUAUGGAAAAUGAAUCUUUUUAUAAAAGAUUUAAUUGCGCUAUUGUAAAACCUUUGCAAUUUAUUUGGACUUUUAUUAAAAUUGGAAAUCAGUUAAAUACUCAAAGAGCAAAAUUAGGUGUCGAAACUUAUUGGAACCUAUGGGCACGAAUGGAUAAUGUUUUAUUAUUAGUUAAUACUUUCCUUGGAUUUGAGCAUUGCUGUCAUUUUAAAUCUUGUCUUCAACUGAUUAAUCAAAAUAUUAUUGAUGGUGUUGUAUGGACUACCUUAAGAACAAAUGUCACUGAAUUAAUGUCUCAAUUUGAUGUUGAUUUUCCUAUAUCGGAUAUUUUAAAUAAUAAUUAUCCUCAUAUUCAUAUCACAAAAAUUGCCCCUCAAUUCGCAAUAUUAUCUCAUGAAAACACUAAAGUGUUUUUAAGUCAUGGUGGUGCUUCUAGUAGUCAUGAAUCAAUUUAUACUGCAACUCCAAUGCUAAUACUUCCAAUAAUAGGUGAUCAAUUUGGAAAUGCUGAAAAAUUAGAAUUGACUGGUAUGGCGUUAAAACUUUCAAAGUUUAAUUUAACUGUUGAUGACAUAGUAUUAAAAAUUAAAAGGUUAUUAAGUGAAGAAAGCUUUACG